This is a messenger RNA of Phalaenopsis equestris, 2132 nucleotides long. RefSeq names its product arginine/serine-rich coiled-coil protein 2. The transcript is spliced from 7 exons. NCBI's taxonomy places the organism in Eukaryota, Viridiplantae, Streptophyta, Magnoliopsida, Asparagales, Orchidaceae. The record is from RefSeq and is a predicted model, not a curated record. Bases 374 to 1882 code for a protein of 502 amino acids.
CUGGAUGCCAUUUGAAUCGGAGCCAUAAUUGAGAACAGUUUUUGGGCGAUCGACAAUCUUAAGCUAAAUUCAUAACCCUAGUUCUCAUUUGGAUGGGAUAAUCUCAAUUGUCGACCGGACUAGGUUUACUAGGGGCAUCAGCACCAGAACACUUUCUUAUUUCUUCACGAUCCUCGCCGGCUUUUUUCCCAUCCCCAUACGAUCCACCGAAAAGAUUUGCGCUCAAUUGUCGAAGAUUACAGUGGGUUUCUUCCGCCUUACAUCGCUUAUUUCUCCUUUGAAUCCUUCACCGGAAGCUAGCCCCAUACAGCCUAAGAUCUGCGUUCCGAGUUGUCAUCAUUAUUACUAUUUGGGUUGCUUUUGUUUUGGAAUCAUGAAUUUAGUUCCACCGAAGGAUUCCCCUGAUAAAUCUGAUCUGAAGCCAUCAUUCCGCAAACCUUCAAAUGAUUCUGUUAACAGGAAGUAUCGUCACUAUUCACCUGUUGAUGGAUCCGAUUCCUCUUCAUCAGGAGGCAUUCCUAAGCGUGAACAUCACAACAGUUCAGGUAAUUCCAUGGCAAACAGGCAUAAACUAUCUGAUGACAGAGACAGGAAGUAUCAUGAAAAGGAACCUGUGAAGGAUCCUGGCCAUAGUCAUUCUACCAGAGGGAGUGAUUCUUACAGAUAUUCUGAUAAGAAAACUAGUCGAAGCUCUGCUAACUACCAGCACAGUGAUGAUGGAGGCUACCAUAGGCUUGCCAAUGAUGAAGACAGAGAUUCUAACUGGUAUUCAAAGGAUGGCAGGGAAUUAAGAAGUGGCCGUCUUGAUUUUGCCAAGCAUAAUGACAGUUCUGAGAGGUUCAAAGAAAUUAGUCGAAAUCCAGAUAGAAAUGUUGAAAGGUACGACUCUAGAGAAAAAUAUGAGAAUUCUGGACACAGAAGUAGAGGCAAGGAUAGAGAAGAGAAUGCUCCUGAUCAUAGGUAUAAUGAGAUAGAAUCUUCGAGAGCUGCCAUUGGGAGCAGACAAAUGAACUCAAGAAGAGAUAAUAAAAGGGGAGAUGAGCGGGAUAGCCUUAGAGAAAGAGAUGAUAGAGAUGAGAGAAGAAUGCACCACCGAAGCCCAAGUGAUUGCAGGAAAGAAUAUGUGUCCAGUCUUGAUGACAGUAGAGGACAUGCCAAGGAUUCCUUUUCAGGAAGGGAAAGUGCUGUGUAUCGACAGAGAGAAAGUCAGAGAAAAGAAGUUGAUGAGCAGGAUUAUCAGGUACAGAAGAGGAGAUACAAUGAUAAGGACACCAGAAGAUACGAGGAGAAAUACCCUCUAGAUCAUGAUAAAAAUAGGACGGAGAAAAGUGAUAGUUAUCUUGAUAAAAACUCUAAAGCAACUGAGGAGCAAAAUUCUUCAUCAAAAAGGUUGAAGUCAGGGGAAUCAGAUAAGUUUCCACGAAGUAUGGCGGAAGGAAAAUCGUCAACAAGUUCAAAUCAACUUAAUGAUGGGAAGGAGAAGUUCACGUUUGGGCAGACUAGCUCAGCCAAUAACCAUGCUGAACCUGCUCAAGAUUUUAAUGCAGCAAAAGUUGCUGCUAUGAAAGCUGCGGAGUUAGUAAACAGGAACCUUGUUGGGACUGGAGGCUUGUCAACCGACCAGAAGAAAAAACUUCUUUGGGGCAGCAAGAACAGUUCCGAAGAGUCCGGCUCUCGAUGGGAUUUACAACUCUUUACAGAUCGAGAACGCCAGGAAAAGUUCAACAAACUCAUGGGUGUGAAGGGAGAGGCAGCUCCUCAGGAGCGCAAGCCCGACGAGAAGGAUGCAGAGAAGCAGAAGGAGCUGCAGAUGGAUUUGGAGAAGCAGUACACUGCCGGCCUGCGGCGCAGAGAUGGCCGCACCGUCGGCCUUGGUCUGUAAUUCUCACCGUCUUUCGCCAUUUUCCUUUUUUAAACCAUAAGCUCAGUGCUGGAUUAUAGAUCUGAUAGUUUUGCAAUUUAUUGCAAUAAAUUUAAGUGGAAUGCUCUUGACUUAAUUUGAAAUCUGUUUAUUUCUCUUGGUUGGAUGAUUUCAUGGCCUUCGAGUGAGGUUCUCUUGCUGUUUCUGUGGGGUUUGUCUAUCAGUUUGUCGUCAGUACAGAUGUAUGGGAUGUUUUUUAUAAAUAUUUUUA